This is a messenger RNA of Trichosporon asahii var. asahii CBS 2479, 1992 nucleotides long. RefSeq lists its product as uncharacterized. The transcript has a single exon. Gene Ontology annotation, cellular component: membrane. The coding region runs from base 1 to 1992 and encodes 663 amino acids. The record is from RefSeq and is a predicted model, not a curated record. Lineage: Eukaryota; Fungi; Basidiomycota; Tremellomycetes; Trichosporonales; Trichosporonaceae. Gene Ontology annotation, molecular function: signaling receptor activity.
AUGAACUCGCCGGCCCAAGCGUCUCCAGAUGCGUGGAGGCGCCGCCUCUCACACCCUUCACUCUCCACCCCGUCCUCCACCCCGCUCACCGAAUCUCCCUCUGGCGGAUCCUACCUGCCCCUGCCCCUCCACCUUCCCUCGGUCUCCGGCUUGAGGGCCGCUCUCCUGGGUUACCUCGGUGAAGCUGAGGCCGCCUUGAGGGAGCGCCUCGAGGUCGAGUCCAGCGGCUACUUUGACGGAGAAGGCGACGAGCGUGCUCACUCUCCGCCAGUGUCAUCAGAGGACGAAACGGACAAUACGGAUUCGGAUACUCCAAUGGGAACGUCGACGGCCGUUCAAGCGCACGGACAACUACGUCGCCGGCGUGCUGGACCUUCCUCACCAUUGGAGGAGAAGCGGUUCGACCCCAUUGAGCCAGGUGUGCUCGACCAGCUCGCCAAGCUGCGCGAGGACGUCAUCUCGCUCGUUCCCGGCAAUGCAAAGGAGUGGUUGCACUCCCUUCCGACACAGCUCCACCGAGUCGACAACUGUCUCGCCGAUCCGCUAUCUGCACCAAAACAUGCGAUCAAGGGCGCCAGGCGACGUGUGAUCGACGUCGUCCACGCCAUGCUUCCUCCGGACGACUGGGAGGGAUGGGAGCGCCUCGGUUGGGACCAGGGCGAAGGCGAGGGCGAGGACGACGAAUCGACCCCUCGACAGAUCCGUCACAUCAAGUCGUGUUCGCUCGACGGUCAGUACUCGCCGGAGGACGACGAGCCCGAGUACUUGUUCCCUAACCGUACCCCUGCGCCCGCGCAGGCCGUCGCGCGCCACCGUCACCGCCGCGCACGUUCGCUCGGUGCCGCCGACGUUGCUUCGCUUCCUCCCUUCCUGGAUCAGCUCGACCAGUGGAUCCGCCCGGCUCUUACCGAUGUCUCGGCCAUCGUGGACGACACUGGCGAGGCGGCCCCGGUCGAGGAGGUUGUCGAGUCGGGAGAGGAGACCGAAGACGCCGACUCUGACGACCUGGAGCCGUGCGAGAAGCACGGUGCGCACCUCGCAAGCCCGUACUCGUGCCCGUCGAUCGAGGAGUCGCUCGUUCGUUCAGACUAUGGAGCCAAGCUUAUCACGUUUGAGGACCUGCCGUUCUGGUGGCGCAACAACCAGUACAUCCACACCGGCUACCGCUUCAUCCCGCUCGGCAAGUCUGGCCCGAUCCCGCUGAUCAAGUCUGCGUUUGCGCUGCACAACGAGACGGUGAACAUCCAGAGCCACCUGAUUCCCACGGUGCUGAUCCUGGCCGUGAUCCCGCUGAUCGUGUGGAAGUCGCCCCUGCCGAAUGCGCACUGGAUCGACACAGCGAUGCUGGUUAGCUACCUGCUCGCUGCCACGUCGUGUCUGUUCUCGUCUGCGUCGUGGCACGUCCUCAGCGGAUGCAGCAACAAGCGCUGGUUCGAGUGGGGUGCGUGCGUCGACUACAUUGGGAUUUCGUGGCUCAUUGCCAUGUCGUUCAACACGGUGGUCUACAACGCCUACUACUGCUCGCCCAAGACUGUGCUGUUCUACACGACCGUCAACGUCGCCUUUGGUGCGCUCGGCUCGUACCUGCCGUUCCAAAAGUGGUUCAACCAGCGCAAGAACAAGCACUGGCGUAUCCUGUUCUUCCUCGCGCUCAACGUGGCCAUGUUUGCGCCCUGCGUCCAGCUCUUCGGCACGCACGGCCUCGAGGCCGGCUUCCGCUUCGUCAAGCCGUUCACGUGGAGCAUCCUGUCCUACGUCCUGGGCCUGAUCUGCUAUGCGUUCCACUUCCCCGAGUGCAAGUUCCCGGGCCGCUUCGACCGGCUCGGCGCGUCCCACCAGCUCUGGCACACGGGCAUCGUGUGCGCCAUUUAUCUGCACUACCGCGCCAUCUUCGCGGCCUACAAUGCGCGCUGGGAGUACUCGUGCAUGGCGAGUGAGCCAAGUGCGUCUCUGCCCAUGGUCGUGACGCAGAUGCUCUUCAGCAAGGCCUAA